GAUGCCUCGCUGUUGAGACAGAAUAUGAUGGUGCUCGUGCUGCUGGUGGGCGCGGCGUCUGCAGCGGCUUCGGCGGCGGCGGCGGCUGCAGCGGCGGCCGCUUUCACGGCUUCGGUGCCCGCCUCCGGCUCCAGCAACAAGCACGGCCUCGACUGCGACUUCGAGAGCCCUUGCGCCUGGAGGUGGGAUGCGGGUGGCUUCGUCCUCGCCUCGGGGGCAACGCCGUUGGAGAACGGCACCGCACCUGCCACCGAUGCCAGCGGAAACGCUGAUGGACACUACUUGCUGGUGCAGAGCCGCGGGGGCCCGCCGCUGGAGUACCUGGUUCGAAGCCCGCGCACGCCCAGCACCAUGCAGCGCUGCCGCCUCCACCUGUGGCUUCACAUGCUCAACAUGGACGACGGCCACUUCAAGGUCGUCAUCGAGAAGGACGUCAGCCCCGCCGUCAUCGUCAUCGAUAAGCGCGGGAACUCCGACAACGCGUGGCGGCGGCACGAGUUCACAAUUGGACGCGUCAGCGAAGACUUCCAGCUGGCGCUGGAGGCCGUCACGGCCAAUGGGAUGCCCUCGCACCUCGCCAUCGACAACAUCACUGUCAUCGACUGCUUCCCAGAGGAGGCGGAGACGACGUGCUUGAGCGUACACGCGUUCCAGUGUGAAGAAGACGGUCGCUGCAUCGACUAUGACCACGUGUGUGACCUGCAGGAGGACUGCGACAACGGCGAAGACGAGCAGCAGCCGUGCUGGGACCUAGAUAAGGUGCCUGCACGUAGCCGCUGUUCCUUUGAGGGCGAGGACGGCUGGUGUGGGUGGGAGAACGCCCCCAAUGCCCAUCUCAACUGGACUCUGCACAACGGCUCCAGCAGUAAGGAUAUCACGGGACCCGACCACGACCAUACCUAUGGCAACGUCUCGGGUCACUACAUGUACGCCAACAUGUCGAACGCGAAGCAGUUCGCGGACGCGGCGGUGUUGGAGAGCGCCAUCUUCUAUCCGCCGCCGCCGUACCACGCCAACCCUACCUCACCCUACUUCGGUACAUGUAAGGUGCGUUUCCACUUCCACCAGUUCGGGCCGCACAGCGGUUCUCUGGAGCUGUACGCGACCGAGAUGGACAAGAAGCAGAGCGCGCGCAUCCUGUCGCGCACGUUCGGCGACCACGGCGACCAGUGGUGGCGCAUCGUCGCGCAGCUGCCAAACAUCACGGAGAGGUAUCGGUUUCGUUUCGAGGCGAAACGCGGGUACAGCCCCCGAGGAGAUGUGGCCAUCGAUGACUUCUCCAUGAGCCCAGAGUGCUUUGGACUUGGUGUUCCUCAAAAUGAAACUGGCAACUACAGAUACAACAUAUCAUACUGGGAAGCAAGAAGACGACCAUCAACGGAACCCCAUCCGUCUUUUAUCAAUGCCACAUAUUAUGUCCUGACUACUUGCAAUAAACGUGGACCAGAGGGACCAACACAAGAAGACUGUAACUUUGCUUAUAGCACAGAUGAAACAAAAGUAACUGUCCACACUGGUGCCAAAGCUGGAAUUCAGGAAUGGAUUGUUCCUGAGGCUGGAUAUUACACGAUUAUAGCCAAAGGAGCAAGUGGCGGGUCGGGUUCUGAUGCAUAUGGUGCAAGUUACAGUGCUAUUGCUCGUACCAUAAUUGAGUUGGACAAGGGCCAAAGAAUUUAUGUUCUUGUGGGGCAAGAAGGAACUGGAGCAUGUAAGUUUACAGGUUACAGCAACGAUUAUGCUUGCCAAAGAAACUAUACAACCUCUAGACCUUCAGGAGGUGCCAUAUUUGGAUUGAAGACCUUUGAACCAAUGAAUAGAAGUGGUGGUGGUGGAGGUGGAGGAACAUUUGUCUUCCUUCUUAGGAAUGGUACUGAAGGAAGGCCAGUACUGAUAGCAGCUGGUGGUGGUGGUCUUGGACGAGAGUCUUCUGGCACUCAAGGCAGACAGCAUGGACAUGGCAUUAAUUUGAGCAGGAAAGCAUUCUCUGGAAAAGAACACAACACUACAACUGCUGGUGCUGGUGGUGGCUGGAGAAAUCACACAGAUACAGGAAACCCCUUCACUGGAAGGUCAUUGAUCCACGGUGGCCGUGGUGGUCGUGGAUGUUCUCAUGUUUAUAUCAAUGAAGGAUCAGGUGGUUUUGGAGGAGGUGGCAGUGGCUGUCGUGCUGGAGGUGGUGGUGGUGGCUUUGCAGGUGGAGAUGUUUGGGAUAAUGAAACAAUUGAUGGUGAAGGUGGCUACUCAAUUAUUGGUGAUGGAAUAAUGGGCAAGGUAGAGGAGGGGGCACAUGAUGGUCCUGGUCAAGUGAUUAUCAUACCUGCAGUUUCUGGUUGCAACUGCAAUUACCGCUGUAUUGCUCUUGAUGAGCACCGGCAUAAUGUACGCUGCAUCUGCCCAGACAACUGGGCAGUUGCAGCUGACAACAUAAGUUGUGUGCUUGUUCCAGACAUAACAAGUGAUUGGACAUCAAUCGCAUAUGUUGUUUUCCUGGUUGGUUCCAUACUUAUGGCAUUCGUCAGCUUGGGAAUGCUGUGCAUAUUCAUGUACAAUCGUUAUCAGAAAAGAAAGGAAGCAGUGAUGAGGCAGCAAGUACUCAGUGGUCCAGAUCUUCAGCUAAAUCGGUUGCGAGAAGCAUCAGACAGUCUGAUGACAGAAUAUAAUCCAAAUUAUGAAUUUGGUGGAGGAACAUAUACUGUUAAUGAUCUAAAAGAUAUACCAAGGGAUCAUUUACGGUUAAUUAAGGCUCUGGGUCAAGGAGCAUUUGGUGAAGUGUACCAGGGAUUCUAUAAACAUCGCAGUGGUGAUGCCGUUGAGAUGCCUGUUGCAGUGAAGACUUUACCAGAACUUUCGACAAGUCAAGCUGAAACAGAUUUUCUGAUGGAGGCUCUCAUUAUGAGCAAAUUCAACCAUCCAAAUAUUGUUCAUUUUAUUGGUGUUUGUUUUGAUAAACAUCCACGUUUCAUAGUUUUGGAACUGUUGGCAGGAGGUGAUCUCAAAACAUUUUUGAGAGAAUCUCGACCUAAACCAGAACGCCCUUCUCCAUUAACAAUGAAGGAUCUUCUGUCUUGUGCAAUAGAUGUAGCUAAAGGCUGUAAAUAUAUGGAAGACCUUAGAUUCAUACACCGAGAUAUUGCAGCAAGAAACUGUCUAUUAACAACAAAAGGACCUGGAAGGGUUGUAAAAAUAGCAGACUUUGGAAUGGCAAGAGAUAUUUACAGGGCUGAUUAUUACAGGAAAGGUGGAAAAGCUAUGCUACCCAUAAAAUGGAUGCCCCCAGAAGCUUUCCUGGACGGUAUUUUUACGUCAAAGACUGACAUAUGGUCAUUUGGUGUAUUACUCUGGGAGGUAAUGUCCCUGGGUUACAUGCCAUACACGGGCUGUGCAAACCGAGAAGUCAUGCAACUUGUAACUAGUGGAGGGCGUCUGGAGCCUCCUAGCAACUGUCCUGCUCCAGUUUAUGGUAUUAUGACCCAGUGCUGGCAUCCUAACCCAGAUGAACGGCCCAACUUUGCCACAAUACUUGAGAGGCUGGGCUAUGUUGCACAGGACCCUGAUGUCGUGAAUGCACCACUUCCUGUUUUCAAUCGCCCUCCUUCUGCCGAACGGGACAUCACCGUGAUGCGGCCUCCAGCCCACGAGAACUCCUGCCUGCUCCUGCAGCGAGCAGCUGAUUAUCUGGUACCCAUCUCGGGACCUACCCCUGAUUUGCCAUCAUCCCCAUCCACUAGCAGUGUGGAUAAACUACUGGCCAAUUCUGACUGGGAGACAAGCUUUGCACUUCCAGAAUCACGUUCAACACAGCCGUUGUUGGGAGAACAGGGCUCACACUCAGGUUCUCAUUCAGGAUCUCACUCUGGCUCUGGGUCUGGUUCUGGUACGGGCACUUCAUCUUCACCCUCUCCAGGUGCAUCCAGUGGUGUUGGUGCCAGUGUCAGCUGUGGCGGGACUAAUGGGAGUACUGGUGUGGGUGCAGCGGCAAGUAGUGGGGAAAAUUUCACAGGUUCCACUUCUGAGACUGGGGGAGGAGGAGGAUUGCUGUCAUUGGAUGCUGCUGCCCUUGUGAAGCAACCUCCGCUAGCCUAUGCAAAUGUUACACCUGCCCAUGCAGUGCCGACUGCACCCCCUACUACAGAACUACCUGAAGCACCAGGGCAACCAUUUUCAAUUGGAACAAGGGGGCGUCCUAUAUCUGAUCUUGAAAUAUCGUGUUGAAUGACCUAGCUUAAAAUAAAAACUGAAAGUGAAAAAUAUACAAUAGCCAAUGCAGAUGAGAAUUUUACUGUUAAAACUCAGAUCUGCAGUUGGUGAAAGACUUGUAAGAAAAAACAAGUAUUACAGAUAAAUAUAUAUUGAACUCCCACAAGAAUUUUUCUGUGGUAGUUUCAAGAGUAUCAGGGUUUAGUAUGGGUUUAAGGUAAGAAUAACUGGUGCAAAUGCUUAAUUGUUGGAAAGUGAAUAUUUUUUAGUGCUCAGUGCUUGAAGUUACAUGUUGAACAGAAACUCAAGACUAACACUUCACUUCUAGUUUGAAGGAAAACCAUGUGCUUUGAUUACAACAAAGGUCAUGGUUAAUUUUGAAACAAAACUGAAAAUGCAGUUAUCCUGAAAUUCCUCUUGGAUAAUUUGCUCAGGUUAACUGAUAUGCCUGUGAAAAAUAUUGAUUCAUGUUGUAUCCUCCUCUGUAAAAAUCACAUACCUAUUAAUCCCUCUCUGUCAGUCCGUGCAUGAAUCUGUUGCAGUGAAAUCAUGCAUGAUAUUAGUACAACCCAUAAAGCAUGCACCGACAUAAGUGUAUCAUAAAUACGUAACAUUUGCCACAGCAUGUCUGAAAUAUCUGGUGUUACCUUGUUUUAUGUAAUUUCUCAUAAACAACUGAAGUUAUGUGAUAAAACUACAUCAAUGUGUACUGAUUCAUUUUAGACUCUUCUGUGUACACAUAUAAAUGGAAAAUAUUUGUUUUGAGACAUUCAUAAGUGUGUUGACAUAUAAAUACACUCUUUCUGAGUCUACUUCACAUUUAUCGCACAUCUCAAGAUUGUGUUAAUGAAAGGACAAGGCGACCCUUGUGCAUAACUUGGUAAGACCUCCUUCAUAAUAUAUUUUGAGAUCAAAAAUACAUGUCAGGUAGAAACUUCAUGACAAUAAACUGGAAUAGAUUAUUCACAUGAAAGUGUAUUCAAGGGAUGCAUAGCAUGUCGUCAAAAGGAGUAUGUAAUGUACUCCUCUUUUCUCCAUCAUGAUUUCUCACAGUUGGUAUCAGUGUUUUGUUUGAUAUUUGAAUUAGAAUGUCAAUUUGUAAACAUUUGUAUGUACUGAUCAUAUUGUGCUAGCUAUCAAUACAUGUAUAUUUUUAUAUAAUUUUUCAUAUAAGAAUUGAAACAAACUCCGUAGAAUUUUUAAAGAGUUCAGAGGAAUAGCUGGUUCACAUUUAAUGUGCCAAGCACAUUACAGAGUGUUUAUGUGGACUGCCUACACAGCAGUGAGAAGGACUGUAUCAAAAUAUGACUGAAGAUACAAACUUCCUUAAAUUUAAGAUGUGUUGUGUGCUUCAAUCUUACAUAAAGAAAAGACUUGCAAGUUAUAUGUGAAACUGAAGCCAUAAUAAUAGUUACCAUGUAAUUUACAUACUGCGUACACCCUUUGGGAAUAUAUUAAGCUUCUAAGAGAUGUGUAUUAUUUUAACUUUAAUAUGGGCAGAAUAAAUUGUUGGUGCAAAAAUUAUAACAGAAAUAUAUGACCCAAAAAGUUA
Molecule: messenger RNA, 5749 nt
Organism: Schistocerca serialis cubense
Lineage: Eukaryota; Metazoa; Arthropoda; Insecta; Orthoptera; Acrididae
Product: leukocyte tyrosine kinase receptor-like
Biological process (GO): positive regulation of kinase activity; regulation of neuron differentiation; multicellular organism development
Cellular component (GO): signaling receptor complex; membrane
Molecular function (GO): protein binding; ATP binding; transmembrane receptor protein tyrosine kinase activity
Source: RefSeq, a predicted model, not a curated record